Cyprinodon tularosa is the source of this 1084-nucleotide messenger RNA. Its product is annotated as major histocompatibility complex class I-related gene protein-like. The coding region runs from base 86 to 1084 and encodes 332 amino acids. Gene Ontology annotation, biological process: immune response. The record is from RefSeq and is a predicted model, not a curated record. The transcript is spliced from 6 exons. NCBI's taxonomy places the organism in Eukaryota, Metazoa, Chordata, Actinopteri, Cyprinodontiformes, Cyprinodontidae. Gene Ontology annotation, cellular component: external side of plasma membrane.
CUGCGUUGGAAGACAAAUCAGCUGAACAACAGAAGUAAGAGUUUUUUAUCUGCUUUUCAAAUGUGGUCCUUAUAAGAUAAGAAGGAUGUCCUUAUCUCGGUCAAUUACAGACAGUACAACGAUUUUUUUCAAGCUUCUUCUCAUCUGUCAGAUCUCUUCCCCAGAACCACAUUCGUUGGUGUAUAUCCUGUGUGGUACCUCAGGAAUCCCAAAACUUCCAGAGUUUUUGGUUUCUGGAACAGUUGAUGGAGUUGAAAUUGCUUACUGUGACAGCAAUAUAUUAGACUUAAAGCCCCGAACACCUUGGAUGAACCAACUAUUAGAGGAGGAGCCUCAUCAUCUGAAGUGGUUAAAUAACAAAUGUUUCCACAAUUGGAUAGACUUUAAAGCCACCAUUGCAACUCUAACACAACGCUUUAACCAGUCAGAGGGUGUCCAAAUUUUUCAAAGAACAAAUGGAUGCUUUUGGGAUGAUGAAACCGAGGAUUUUGAUGCUUUUAAUCAGUAUGCUUAUGAUGGAGAAGAUCUCAUAAGUUUUGAUAUGAAAACUCUGACAUGGAUCACACCUAGACAUCAGACUGUCAUCACCAAGCACAACUGGAACGUUGACGGCCAUAGUCUGUUUUGGAGGCAUGCACUAACAGAAGAUUGCAAAAGUUUUCUUCAGCUGUAUUUAAGAUACAGCAGAAGUUCUUUGCAAAAAGCAGCUUAUCCCUCAGUGUCUCUCCUGCAGAAGAAUCCAACCUCGGUGGUUACAUGCCAUGCCACUGGUUUCUAUCCUGAAAGAGCCUCAGUGUUCUGGAGAAAAGAUGGACAGGAGCUCCAUGAAGGUGUGGAGAGAGGAGAGAUCCUCCCCAACACAGAUGGGACCUUCCAGAUGACAGUGGAUCUCAAUAUUGCAUCAAUCAAGGAUGAAGACUGGAAAAGAUAUGACUGCCUCUUUCAGUUCUCCAGUAAUGAAGAUAACGUCACAACCAGACUGGAUGGAGCCAUUAUCAAGACAAAUCAAGGGAUAGUCCCCGUUUUGGACUACCUGUCCCCAGCUAAAGCUGUCCCCGAUUUUACCGUUUUACUGUAUGAAUGA